This is a messenger RNA of Aspergillus clavatus NRRL 1, 933 nucleotides long. Its product is annotated as NmrA-like family protein. The coding region runs from base 1 to 933 and encodes 310 amino acids. The transcript has a single exon. The record is from RefSeq and is a predicted model, not a curated record. Lineage: Eukaryota; Fungi; Ascomycota; Eurotiomycetes; Eurotiales; Aspergillaceae.
AUGUCCACCGUAAUCGUCUUCGGCCCUACUGGCGGUGUCGGCGCUGCCACAGCCCUCAGCGCCCACAAACACGGUGCAAGAGUCAUCCUCGCGAUGCGCGACACCCAGAAGCCCAUUCGGGGCCUUCCCUCCUCAGACGAGGCGUCCGGUAACUACCAACGCGUCCACGCCGACCUUACUCAACCAGACACAAUCCGCGAAGCCGUAACGAGCACCGGCGCCAAACACGCCUUCAUCUACGUCUCCUUUGGCUCCCCCGACUCGAUGCGUGCGAGCAUCGAGGCGCUCAAGUCCGCCGGCAUCGAGACCGUGGUGCUGCUGAGCAGUUUGAGCGUUCAGGUGGAUAUCCGUGACGUUCCGCCCAGCGACUUCAUCGCGUACACGCAUGCGCGCGUCGAAGUGAACCUGGACGAGGUCUUCGGGCCGAGAGGCUAUGUGGCAGUGCGACCGGCAUUCUUUUCGAGUAACACGCUCUGGUGGAAGACCGAGGUGGUGCAAGGAGAGGCGAAGACGGCAUUCCCCGAGGCCAGGCUUGAUUUCAUCGCCCCUGAGGAUAUCGGGAGUGUUUGCGGAGCGUUUCUUGCUAAGGGGUUACCUACGGGUACGAGCUUCGUACAUCUGGCUGGACCAGAGCAGAUGCCAAUCAAGGAGGCGGUGGAAGUUAUGGGUAAGGGGGUUGGGAAGCAGGUCAAGGUGGUCAAGGUCAGCGAGGACGAGGGAAUAGAGGUCAUGAUGACGAUCCAUGGGAUGCCGGAACCAAUGGCGAGGAAUUUGUCUCGCCACUAUCAGACGGACAAGGGGAAUGGAGCUAGUGACUUGUUCCAAAUGCCAGGAUAUGAAGAGGCUGUUGGCAAUGUUGAAAGAUAUACUGGGAAGCCAUCACUGCGAUUUCACGAAUGGGUGGCCUUGAACAGGGACAAAAUUCUUGCUUGA